This is a messenger RNA of Vigna umbellata (rice bean), 2180 nucleotides long. NCBI's taxonomy places the organism in Eukaryota, Viridiplantae, Streptophyta, Magnoliopsida, Fabales, Fabaceae. The record is from RefSeq and is a predicted model, not a curated record.
UGUAUCUGUGUGCCAUAACUAGUUGUAAGGUCCAUUCCCGUGAGCUUACAAAUUAUCUAUUUCCAUCCACAGAACCUGAAUCUGUCACCUUUUCUCUGUAUCUUUCUCACACAAUACAAUAACAUUGCUUCAAAUCAAAACCAACUUUCAAAUCCUGACCCACCUUUGCUUUUUCUGAUCGCCACCAUCUUUUUGCCUUCCAAAUCCUAUUUCGUAACACCCCAUUUCCAUUUCUUCCCAAAGUUCAUUCCUUUUUCAGAUUUUUCUUUAUCUGCAGGAAAAAUCUAUCAGUUAUAAUUCCAAAUGUCUUCGUCCACUCUCAUCUGUGACACUCAGCCAUGGAAGGAGUUAGAGGCCCACGCUGUGGAUGUUAAAAAGACUCACUUACGUGAUUUAUUGAGUGAUGAGGAGAGAUCCCGGUCAAUGGUGGUUGAAUUUGAUGGAAUUCUAUUGGAUUACUCGAGGCAGUUAGCCACGCUUGAAACAAGGGAAAAACUCUUCAAAUUGGCAGAGGUUGCAUCCCUCAAGGAAAAGAUAAACCGGAUGUACAAUGGGGAGCAUAUAAACAGCACUGAGAAUAGAUCAGUACUUCAUGUAGCUCUUCGUGCUCCAAGAGAUUCUGUUAUACAGAGUGAUGGAAAGAAUGUUGUCCCAGAUGUUUGGAACGUUCUGGACAAGAUCAAGGAGUUCUCUGAACGGAUUCGCAGUGGAUCUUGGGUUGGAGCUACAGGAAAGGAAUUGAAGGAUGUUGUUGCUGUUGGUAUUGGUGGCAGUUUCUUAGGUCCAUUAUUUGUGCACACAGCUCUUCAAACAGAUCCUGGAGCAAUUGAAUCUGCAAGAGGGCGUCAGCUACGGUUUCUUGCAAAUGUUGAUCCAAUUGAUGUUGCUAGGAAUAUCACGGGACUAAAUCCUGAAACAACCCUUGUAGUGAUUGUUUCAAAGACUUUUACAACUGCCGAGACCAUGUUGAAUGCCCGAACACUAAGGGAAUGGAUUUCUUCUGCCCUAGGGCCCUCAGCAGUUGCAAAACAUAUGGUGGCAGUCAGUACCAAUCUCACACUUGUGGAAAAGUUUGGCAUUGAUCCUAAUAAUGCUUUUGCAUUUUGGGACUGGGUUGGUGGCCGAUAUAGUGUCUGCAGUGCUGUUGGAGUAUUGCCAUUAUCCCUACAAUAUGGUUUCUCAGUAAUUGAGAAGUUUUUAAAUGGGGCUUCCAGCAUUGAUCAACAUAUGUAUUCAGAACAAUUUGAAAGAAAUCUACCUGUGAUUUUGGGACUGUUGAGUGUAUGGAAUGUCUCAUUUCUUGGAUAUCCUGCCCGAGCUAUCUUACCAUAUUCUCAAGCCCUGGAGAAGUUUGCCCCUCACAUUCAACAGGUUAGCAUGGAAAGUAAUGGCAAGGGUGUUUCAAUUGAUGGUGUGCCACUACCAUUUGAGGCUGGUGAAAUUGAUUUUGGUGAACCAGGAACAAAUGGGCAGCACAGUUUUUAUCAACUUAUACACCAGGGACGUGUUAUUCCUUGUGACUUUAUUGGGGUUGUGAAAAGUCAGCAACCUGUUUACUUGAGUGGAGAGGUGGUGAGCAACCAUGAUGAGCUAAUGUCAAACUUUUUUGCACAACCAGAUGCACUUGCCUACGGGAAGACAUCCGAACAGUUGCAGAAGGAGAAUGUUCCUCCACAUCUUGUGCCACACAAGACAUUUUCCGGGAAUCGACCUUCUCUCAGCCUUCUGCUUCCAUCAUUGAAUGCCUACAACAUUGGACAGUUGUUGGCAAUCUAUGAACAUAGAAUUGCUGUGGAAGGUUUUAUUUGGGGAAUCAAUUCUUUUGACCAGUGGGGAGUGGAGCUUGGGAAGUCGUUAGCCACUCAAGUGAGAAAGCAACUCAAUGCAUCCCGCACACAAGGAGAACCAGUUCAAGGCUUUAAUUUCAGUACUACUUCUAUGUUGACAAGAUACCUUCAGGCAAGUGCAGAUGUACCAGCUGAUCUUCCAACUCGUUUACCUAAGAUAUAACUGCCUUUUUCUUGAGGAAUGUUAUUUUUUUUAUCUUGAUAUUGAAUCAAAGUGUUGUUACCAAUCUCAUAUAAGCUGUGACAGGUUACACAGCAGCCUUCAAACUUCUGUUUCUGAACUAAUUAAGUAGUUCUGGCUUAUUACAGUCAUCCUUCAAUUUUGUUGUGAAA